Messenger RNA from Rotaria sp. Silwood1, 2337 nucleotides. The record is from the annotation of a GenBank genome assembly. NCBI's taxonomy places the organism in Eukaryota, Metazoa, Rotifera, Eurotatoria, Philodinida, Philodinidae.
AUGUCAAAUACAGAUAGUAAUCAUAACUUGAAUGAUAUUUGGAUGAAAGUAUCAGAAGGUACUGAUCAUAUAUAUAGAAUUCAAGAAAUGUCACAUGUAUCAUAUAUGAUUCUUUAUACUCACGUUUAUGAUUAUUGUACAACUCCUCAAGCACAAGGAUUUUCAUCAAGAAAAUCAAUAAGAACAAUUCAAGCACCAGUUGGUAAUCAGGGACAAAAUAUUAUAGAAAAUAAUGGAAAUGGUGCUGGUGCAUUGUACAUCAAAUUGAAGAAUCAUUUAAGAAUUUAUUUGGAGAAAAUUUGUCAACCAGGACUUGAUUUACAAGGAGAAACUAUACUUCGUUUCUAUACGACCAAUUGGAGAAAUUAUCUAUUUUCAAGUAAAGUAACAAAUGGUUUUUGUCAAUAUCUAAAUCGAUAUUGGAUAAAACAAGAACAUGACUCACGAAGAAUAAAUGUUUGUGAUAUUUUUACUAUGGCAAUGGAAAUUUGGAAGCUAGUUUUUUUUCAACUAUUGAGUAAACAAGUAACAUCAGAAUGUCUUCAAUUGAUUAAAGCAGAACGACAAAAUGAAAUAAUUAACAGUCGAUUAAUCAAUGAAGUUAUACAAAGUUAUGUUGAACUUGGCGUGGUCGAAGACACAUCCACACAAUGUAAUACUCAUCAAAUAACAUCUCCGACAUUAACAAUUUAUAAAGAUUAUUUUGAAAUACCAUUUCUUGAAGAAACAGAACAAUUCUAUCGUCUUGAAGCAGCUACGUUUCUUACUCAUAAUUCUGUAACUGAAUAUUUGAAAAAGAUAGAUCAACGUCUUGAUGAAGAAGUACAUCGAGUAAAAUCAUACCUGCAUUCAUCAACAUUAGGAAUAUUAAUUAAAAAAAUGGAAGAAGUACUUAUUCAUGAUCAACUUCACGUAAUCUAUACUGAAGCAAAAGUACUUUUAUAUAAUGAAAAAAAUUCAGUUAGUCGAAUACCAAAUGCAACUGAUAAAUUGAAAGAAAUUGUUGAAGUUCACAUCUAUGAAAUGGGUAUAGAUGCAAUCAAACGAAUCAGUAGCGGUGCACUUAAUAAUCCAAAACUAUAUGUUGAAACUAUUAUUGAUAUUCAUACGAAAUUCUUGAAACUUGUAAAAGACGUAUUUAAUAAUGAACAAAGUUUUAUUGCUACUCUUGAUAGAGCUUGUGCUAAGUUUAUUAAUAAUAAUGUAGUAACAACAACAGCUGAUACAACAACAAAAUCAGCUGAAUUAUUAGCUCAAUAUUGUAAUAUACUUUUACGAAAAGGAAAUCGAAUUGUAGAAGAGAUUGAUCUCGAAGAAAAAUUCAAUCAAAUUAUGGUAGUUUUUAAUUAUAUUGAAAAUAAAGAUGUAUUUCUUAAAUUUUAUCGGAAAAUGUUUGCUAAACGUUUAGUUGGUCAAUUAUGUGCAUCCUAUGAUGAUGAAGAAUUAAUGAUUUCAAAAUUAAGAUAUGCAUGUGGUUUUGAUUAUACAUCAGAAUUACAACAAAUGUUUCAAGAUAUUCGUAAUACUAGUAAAAAUUUAACUGAUCAAUAUGGAACACAUUGUGAAAGACAAAGUCUACGUGAUAUUGUUGAUUUUUCUGUUAUGAUUCUCAAGACAAAUUCAUGGCCAUUUUCCGCACCACGAAAUAUUAUUUUACCAGUUGAACUUAAAAAACCAUAUGAAAAUUUUACUAUGUUUUAUAAUCAACAACAUAAUGGUCGUAAGUUGACAUCACUUCAUCAAUAUUCAAAAGGAGAUUUACAAACAUUGUACACUGAACAAAAAUAUAUUUUACAUGUAUCAACAUAUGAAAUGGUAAUUUUACUUUUAUUUAAUAAACGUUCAUGUUGGACAGUUGAACGAAUGCAAGAUGAAACACAAAUCGAUGUUAAUUUAUUUUUGCAAGUUCUUUGCAAUUUAUUAAAAAGUAAAUUGAUUACAUGUUCAGAAAUUAAUAACGAUGAACUUCAAAAAGAUUUAAACGAAAAUGAUAUUAAAAUGAAUUAUAAUAUUCAAAUAGUAAAUAAUUUUAAAAGUAAAAAAAUAAAGAUAAAUUUGAAUGUACCAAUAAAAUCAGUCGAACAAAAAGAUAUUGAAGGUUUAUAUAGAACAAUUGAUGCCGAUCGAAAAAUACUUAUACGAGCUGCAAUUGUUCGAAUAAUGAAACAACGAAAAACUUUAAAACAUGCAUUACUAACUCAAGAAGUUAUUCAUCAAUUAAGUUCUCGUUUUCAACCCCAAAUUCCUAUGAUUAAAAAAUGUAUUGAAAUAUUAAUUGAAGAAAAAUACCUUGAACGUCAAUUAAACGAAAACGAUAUGCUGCAUUAUUUGGCUUAA